Molecule: messenger RNA, 584 nt
Organism: Callorhinchus milii (elephant shark)
Lineage: Eukaryota; Metazoa; Chordata; Chondrichthyes; Chimaeriformes; Callorhinchidae
Product: myosin phosphatase Rho-interacting protein-like
Exons: 3
Coding region: 13-303 (96 amino acids)
Biological process (GO): actin filament organization; positive regulation of substrate adhesion-dependent cell spreading
Cellular component (GO): actin cytoskeleton
Molecular function (GO): actin filament binding
Source: RefSeq, a predicted model, not a curated record
GCACGGCCACCGAUGGUGGAGUGGAGGGCACGAGGAACAAUUAGGAGGCCGGAGGUUGUCCUGCGGGUGAAGGAGAAUGAAGUACAAUAUCUGAAGAAGGAGAUUCAGUGCCUCAGGGAUGAGCUGCAGGCUCUGCAGUGGGAUAAGAAAUACGCCACGGAUAGGUACAAAGACAUUUAUACAGAACUGAGUGUCAUUAAGGUACGGACUGAGCAGGAUCUCUCUCAGCUGAAAGAACAGCUUGUGUUGGCGAUGGCUGCUCUGGAGGAGAAAGAAUCUGUACUAAACAGCGUUGAAAAAUGAAGGUGUGUCCGGGUCGCUGUGAGCUGGCGCCAUGGUGGGAUUUGAAAGUAUUGUAGACUGACAGCCCGUAACAGGCUAGGAAGGAAGUGUAAAGUCUUGCAUUGUCCUCUGCAGGAGAAGACAACCCUAGGUUUGCUCUUCAGGUGGAAGUUAAAGAUCCUCGGACAUUGUUCUAACCCAGUCAACAAUUCUCCAGAUAAAUUGAUUGUUCACCAAAUAGCUAUUUGUUGUGCGUGUGAUGCUUACCAAUAAGUACAGUCAUUACACUUGUUAUUGUGAUG